Molecule: messenger RNA, 641 nt
Organism: Petromyzon marinus (sea lamprey)
Lineage: Eukaryota; Metazoa; Chordata; Hyperoartia; Petromyzontiformes; Petromyzontidae
Gene: POLR2L
Product: RNA polymerase II, I and III subunit L
Biological process (GO): tRNA transcription by RNA polymerase III; transcription by RNA polymerase I; transcription by RNA polymerase II
Cellular component (GO): RNA polymerase II, core complex; RNA polymerase I complex; RNA polymerase III complex
Molecular function (GO): DNA binding; zinc ion binding
Source: RefSeq, a predicted model, not a curated record
CCCGGCCACGUGCUGGAUCGCCGCCGCUGCACGUGGGCGGCGGGGGGGAGCGCUCGCGCGUCGCUAAGUUUCCGAUGACGGUACCCACGUGAUCCCAGCCAACAGCAAGCGGGCAGCCCCUAGCGCGCGCCGGAGCGUCUCGCCGCAGCACAAGAUGAUUAUCCCGGUGCGGUGCUUCACGUGCGGGAAGGUGGUCGGCAAUAAGUGGGAAGCCUACUUGGGUCUGUUGCAGGCCGAAUACACAGAAGGAGAUGCGCUGGAUGCCCUGGGACUGAAGAGAUACUGCUGUCGCCGUAUGCUGCUCUCUCAUGUCGACCUGAUUGAAAAAUUACUCAACUACGCACCUUUGGAGAAAUAACUUUGCUGCACAUUCCUACACAAGGCCUGAACGUUUUUUUUCCCCAUGGCCACGAAUGAUAAAUGAUUGGGCAUACAUUCGGCCAUAUUCUCAUUUUCAUUACUUUCCUCAAUUGGCUGAAAAAUUACAUGAGCGAAAAUGGCAACCGCAAUAAUUUUGCUUUACAGAAUACAAAAUAAUUUUGUUUAGUUUUCAGUGAGAAUUAUUGCAUGUUCAUUCACCAGUAUUUAAGUUAAAGUUUUGCAUUGUACAUUUUAAGUUUAAUAAAAUGUAUGUUGCUCAU